Fusarium pseudograminearum CS3096 is the source of this 993-nucleotide messenger RNA. RefSeq lists its product as uncharacterized. The record is from RefSeq and is a predicted model, not a curated record. The coding region runs from base 1 to 993 and encodes 330 amino acids. The transcript has a single exon. Lineage: Eukaryota; Fungi; Ascomycota; Sordariomycetes; Hypocreales; Nectriaceae. Gene Ontology annotation, molecular function: zinc ion binding.
AUGUCCGAACAGGCAUACGCCUGCAACAGUUGCAAGGCUGCGAUUUCUGCAGUGCGCGCCCGGGUACACUGUCAGGUUUGCCGGGACUACGACUCAUGUGCUGACUGUCACGUUAUGGAGGUUUUUGGAGGAGAUCACCGCGCGGACCAUGACUACGAAGUUUUCAUUAACAUUCAGAGAAUUCUAACGAAAGAGAACGGCUGCACUCAGAUAAGGAUACAAACACCAGCUGCGACAGCAGUGUCGCCAGAGGUAUACUGGGGCACGCUGAUUAUGCCCGGAAAGUCCCCAUCGGCGACGUUCGCCGGCCUCAUUAGGGCCAUCUUUGCUCAUUUCGAUAAUGCAAAGGCCGGCCUGCUUCAACCCCGCGAAUUCUGCGCAUUCUUAUCUGCGGUAGGCUGGUCACUGCAAGAAUGUCCACCAAUUCAGGUGCUCCUCGGUGACUGUCCAGCCCUGCCAACUGCUCUCCACGAAUGCGACGCAUGGUUGGCAAACUGGUACAGGUUGUUCCCACUAGAUCACCGCAUGGGAACGCGUGAGUUUUCUCUAUCGCCUCCCAUGCAGCCGCACGAGGGCCGCACUCGUAUGCGAGACCAGCUUAUGCACGCGAUUGUGCAUCCGCCGGCUCCAGUAGUACCGGGUGGGAUGCCGCUACUGACACAGCAAGGGUUGGAGCAGUACAUUAUGUCUUUGGCACUGCGAGCUCCUGAGGAUCUAUUUGUUCGCCUUAACCGUCUCAUGGGCGCCUUGUCUAUUCGGUUAAUGGACCCAAAGACAGGCCGCCCAUUUGAGGUACGUAUCCCGCGCCCGUGCUUUCCUCCGGGUCCAGACCCGGAGGAGGAGCAGAAGAGGAUGAUAGCGGAGACACAGGGGAGGAUGUGGCAAGCAGAGGUCCACGCUAGGCAGGUUGAACAGGCUCAACGGCAGUUGGAGGCGCACCAUCUUAUCAAUAAAACACAUCGCAAGUCCUCCGCAAUAUGCUCGGAGGAUUGA